Molecule: messenger RNA, 3796 nt
Organism: Argentina anserina (silverweed cinquefoil)
Lineage: Eukaryota; Viridiplantae; Streptophyta; Magnoliopsida; Rosales; Rosaceae
Product: probable disease resistance protein At4g27220
Exons: 3
Coding region: 329-3637 (1102 amino acids)
Biological process (GO): signal transduction
Molecular function (GO): protein binding; ADP binding
Source: RefSeq, a predicted model, not a curated record
UCCAGUUUGUUUGGAACCAAUGCUUCUAGAGUUCUAGUUACGCUGUUACAGAGAUAAGGAUUGGUAAUGGAUAUCGGAAACUGUGUUAGGGUGCAUAUUAGAGUCUUAGAGGAGAUUAAUCUAGCUAUGAAACACAGUAAAGCCUCACUCAAAUCAAACCUCACAGUAAAAUUCUGACUUUCUGAUAUUUAAAUUCACAUUUUUCAGACUCCAAACUCUCUUUUAUUUGGCUUUUGCAGAUCUUACAUGCUUGAAUUGGAGACCUUGUUAUUGCAGUUUCUUCUUUCCUGUUUUUGAUUGCCUUUUGUUUGGAUUUGGUGGUUCUUCAAUGGCCUCCAGCUGCUCCCAAGUAGCAUGUGCAUCUCCUCCUUCAUCAGAUCAGUAUUGGAAGUAUGAUGUGUUCUUGAGUUUCAGGGGUCCUGACACUCGCAAAGGGAUCACAGUUGAGAUAUACGAUCGGCUUAAUAGGAGAGGAGUCAGAACUUUCAUGGAUGAUCGGGUUCUUGAAGUAGGACAUUCUAUUUCUCCCACUCUCAUGUCAGCAAUUGAAGAAUCAAGCUUUGCGAUCAUUAUUCUCUCGCGAAAUUAUGCUUCUUCUACUUGGUGCUUGGAGGAGCUUACAAAGAUCUGUGAGUGCAUGGAAGAUCAGAACAGAAUAUUGCCACUUUUUUAUCAUGUUGAACCUACUGAUGUUCGAUAUCAGAAGAAAAGUUUUGAAGAAGCUUUCUGUAGGCUUGAAACCUCUGGACGAUAUGAAUCACAGAAGUUGGAUAAAUGGAGAGAUGUUUUAAACAAAGUGGCUACUUUCUCUGGGUGGAAUACAAAUGAUCAUGAGACUCACAAAGCCCUUGUUGACGUCAUUGUGGAAGUUCUCCUCAGAAAGGUAGUACCUGAGGCAAUUGAGACAACAGGAGAUUUUCAAGUAUUUGAAGCAACAAGACAAGCCAUGAAUGACAUUAUGAAAGCCCUCAAAGAAGACGAGGUCACCGCCGUUGGCGUCUACGGUAUGGGAGGAGUCGGGAAGACAACCCUGGUGGAACACGUCGGUACAAAAGUCCGAUAUGGUGGAGUUUUUGAUUAUGUGAUUAAGGGUGUCAUAUCCCAAAAUAUUGAUUUCGAAGAACUUCAACAUGCGUUGGCAGAGCAGCUGGGUUUCGAAUUACAUGAGAAGACAGAAAUAGGAAGAGCAGCUAGAUUGUGUAAGGAGAUAAAGAGAAAGGAAAGGAUCCUUAUCAUUCUGGAUGACAUUUGGGAGCGAAUGGAGUUAUCAAAAAUAGGAAUUCCAAGCCACAAGGAACUUCAAAAGUGCAAUUCCAAAAUCCUACUCACCACAAGGAUCAGGAACGUCUGUCAGGCUAUGGGGUGCCAAAGAAAGAUCGCCCUCAACGUUCUCUCAGAACAAGAUUCAUGGGCCUUGUUUCUAAGAAGAGCAGGAAGGUCUUUCGAAUCGCGUACUUUUGAGGAUGUGGCAAAGAAGAUAGCCGGAGAAUGCAAAGGUCUGCCGAUUGCUUUGGUAGCUGUUGCGAGGGCACUCGGAGAUAAAGAGCUUGUGGAAUGGAAGAGAGCAAGUCAACAACUAGAGAAGUCGCAACCAGCCAACCCUGAUGAUAAGGACGAAGCAUUCAAAUGUAUAAAAUUCAGCUACGAUUACUUGAAAAAUGUGGAGUUCAAGUCAUACUUCUUGUUGUGUUGCUUAUUCCCAGAAGACUAUGACAUCCCGAUGGAAGUUUUGUGCAAGUAUGCGAUCGGGAAAGGGUUGUUUCAAGAUGCUGAAACACUCGAAGAAGCCAGAGAAACAGCCGAGUCUGUGGCAAGACACCUUAAAUAUUCUGGCUUGCUUUUGGUUGAUUGCAACGAUGAGUUUGUAAGGAUGCAUGAUGUUGUUCGCGAUGCAGCCGUUCGAAUUGCCCAACAUGAAAACGGGUUUUUGGUGAAACCUGGCUGCCGUCUAGAGGAUUGGCCACGUAAAUUACAUGAAGGCUGCUCUACAAUCUCGCUCAUGAGGAAUUAUAUUUGCCAGCUACCCAAAAAGUUGGUAUGUCCUAAACUCCAAAUUUUGUUACUAAACAGGAACUUCUUUCUAGAAGAGAUCCCAGAAUCAUUUUUUCAGAGUACAAAUGAAUUAACAGUCUUGGAUCUUAGCUUCACUAGCUUGUCAUUACUACCCCAAUCAUUUAGUCUCCUAACCAACCUCCACUCUUUGUAUUUAGAUAAGUGUGACAAUCUCAUGAUUGACACUUCCAUACUAGGAGAACUGAAAAACCUUGAGAUUCUUAGUAUGAGAGAUUCAGGUUUGAAAGAGUUGUGUACAGAAAUAGGAGGUUUGACCAAUCUAAGGUUGUUAGAUAUCACUAGUCCAUAUAUUGGUAGAAUUCCAUCCAACGUAAUAUCAAAGUUGCAUAAUUUGGAAGAACUGUGCAUGCAAGGAUUUAGGGAGUGGGGGAGUAGAGUUGAGGGGGAAGGAGAAGAAACCAAUGCUGGUUUUGAUGUGGUAACUAGUUUGUCAAAAGUUAGAGUUUUGAGAGUUAGUAUCCAAGAUGUGGAAUGUCUCCCUAAAUUUGUUGAGUUCUAUCCGAAAUGGGCUGAGUUUGAUAUACGUAUCGGUCGUAAUUACGAGCCUUACGACCCGAACGAGAUGAAGCUCUAUAAUAAAAAAAACUGUGAUCGAGUUAACUCAAUACUCUUGGAGGUUGGCGUUAUCAGUCGCCUACCGAACUGGUUUUGGGUCGAGAUAAUGAAGCUAGCAGAGAGGCUAUGCUUGGAUGGGUGCCGCGAAAGGCUAAUUGACAUAGUUGUGGAAUCUGAGUAUGGGAGAUUACAGGGACUGAAGCAGCUCCAUAUACAGGGUCCCAGGGAAAUUAUGGGUUGCAAGAAAAGAAUGGCAUGGGUUCCAAGAAAACCAGUGUUCGAGAAUUUGGAAGUGUUGAAACUGUUGCGGCUGGAUUGCACGGGGUUAUGUGCCGUUGAAUUAGCUCCUGGGUCUCUUUACAAUUUGAAGUCACUAGGGGUAGAAGCUUGUUACAACUGGGGGAGUAUACUUUUACCAUCAAAAUUGUUACAAAGACUCAUAAAUCUGGAAAAACUACGAUGUAGGGACAUGGAGAAUAUUGAAUAUGUGUUUGGUUCUGAAGCGUUGCUUGUGUCAAAACAAACUAUAUUGAGGAAGAUGAAAUUGGAGAGUCUACCUAGAGUAGUGAGCUUAUGUGAUGGACCUGCUCCACCUGCAACGUUCCAGAAUCUUCAAAGUUUGUCCAUUCAGAGGUUCCACCAGCUGCAGGGAAGUCUCUUUGCCUAUGAUGUUGCUCAAUGUCUUUCUCAGUUGAAUUUGGUAUAUCUACACGAUUGCCCCUUAUUGGAAAGAAUUGUUGAAGCAAGCAACAAGAACAUCAUCCUUCCAAACCUGAAGAAAAUAACUUUGAAUGAACUUCCAAUGUUGUACUAUGAAAGUGCUACUUUGGAUAUCGAGUGUCCUUCAUUGGAAAACUUGCGUGUGUUGGACUGCCCCAAGUUUUCAGCCUCUCCCUCUGACUUCCACAGCAAGAACAACGUCCAUUUCUUUCAGGCUUUCAGCAGUAGAGAUCAUCGUGGCUACGUACGGUUAAGAAGCAACUCGCAUACAAGGAACAUACUAACAUAGAAGAUCAUCCCUCAAUGGUGAAGAAGGGGAUUUCUCAUUUGAUGCUGAAGCUGCAGUCACCUCUAUCCAUUGAUUUCAUCCUAUCGUGACUCAUCAUUUAUAGAUUAAACAUUAUGGUUUCUGUACGUGUAUCUUGUUCCGAAUCCUAUUUUCUUUCAA